GACCGGUCCCUCCUGCACCCCCCGUUUUCUCAGCUUGACAUGUCUCCCGCAGAUGCCGCCCCCAGUGCGCACCGCACUGCUCUCCACGGUGCCGGUUCUGCCGCGGCCCCCCAUGGCCCCUGUGGUGCGGCUCAGCCCAGGCCAGGUGCUGACACCCAUGCCACCCAUGCUGCACGCGCCCCGCAUCAACGUGGUGCCCAUGCCGCCCACCGGGCCGCACAUCAUGGCCCCGCGACCGCCCCCUAUGGUGGUGCCCACCGCCUUUGUUCCGGCCCCCCCGGUGCCCCAGCCCCCCAGCGCCGCCCCCACACCACUGCCCCCCGCCCACCCACCCCCACCUCAUGAGGAUGAGCCGGCCAGUAAGAAGAUGAAGACAGAAGACAACCUCAUACCUGAGGAGGAGUUCCUGCGGAGGAACAAGGGCCCUGUGGCGGUUAAGGUACAAGUACCCAACAUGCAGGACAAGACCGAGUGGAAGCUCAGCGGGCAGGUUCUCAGCUUCACUGUGCCACUCACGGACCAGGUGUCCGUGAUAAAGGUUAAAAUCCAUGAAGCUACCGGCAUGCCAGCAGGGAAGCAGAAACUGCAGUAUGAG
Paramormyrops kingsleyae is the source of this 595-nucleotide messenger RNA. The record is from RefSeq and is a predicted model, not a curated record. Lineage: Eukaryota; Metazoa; Chordata; Actinopteri; Osteoglossiformes; Mormyridae.